This is a messenger RNA of Sceloporus undulatus (fence lizard), 2062 nucleotides long. It is a transcript of the gene SNAPC1, whose product is annotated as small nuclear RNA activating complex polypeptide 1. The record is from RefSeq and is a predicted model, not a curated record. Gene Ontology annotation, biological process: snRNA transcription by RNA polymerase III; snRNA transcription by RNA polymerase II. The transcript is spliced from 11 exons. The coding region runs from base 119 to 1285 and encodes 388 amino acids. Lineage: Eukaryota; Metazoa; Chordata; Lepidosauria; Squamata; Phrynosomatidae. Gene Ontology annotation, molecular function: sequence-specific DNA binding. Gene Ontology annotation, cellular component: snRNA-activating protein complex.
AACUUGGUCUCCUGUGAUUGGUCAGCUGCGCCGCGCAUGCGCACUCCAGAGCUCCGACUUGCUGAAGGGAAGGGAAGCCGGUUUGUUUUGCAUUCCUCCUCUCGGAGCGGCUGCAGCCAUGAGCGGUUGGCCGGGGCUGAGGACCGACUGCGAGGCGCUGCUCGGGCGCUUCCAGGAGGCCGAGACCGUCCGCUUCGAGGAAUUCGCCGCCUUGUGGAGGCAGCAGCGCUUCCACACUGUGUUCUAUGGUAAAAUAAGGACUCCGGAGCAGAUUAAAUUCACCAAAGAGGCUUUAGCUCUGGUGUGGCCGUACUUCUUGCCUCCGUACACUUUCCAGAUUCGAGUUGGGGCCCUCUAUCUUCUGUAUGGAUUGUACAACACACAGUUGUGUAAACCAAAGCAGAAGAUCAGGGUUGCUCUCAAGGAUUGGGCAGAAGUCAUUAAAUUCCAGCAGGAACUGUUAGAUGCACAACAUUAUGAUGCUGCUUAUGUCUUCAGGAAACUUCGCACGGACAAAGCAUUCUAUUUCACGGCAAUGCCAAAAUUGCUUUCAUUUAGGACAAAAAAGAACAUGCAUGAUAAAACUGAGAUGAAGAGUAAAUUUAGGGAUCCAACUGAUCGAGUUGCCAUGGUUAACCCAGAGGAGUUCUUAGAGGAAACAAAGAAUGUUCAUGAACACUAUCAACAAAUGAAGUGCCUUAUCUCCAGAGACCAAUCUCAACCAGACAGGGCUAUUAAUUUAAUAAAAGAUGACUUCCCAACCAAUUUCAUGAACAUAUUUUUAGAAUAUGAGCAGUGGCAGAAGAAUAAGAUGGAGUCAUUCUUGGCUACUACAGUUGAAGAAGGGACAGCUAAAAGAGGACAUUCUUCACAAGAGUCGGAAGGAUCUGAAAGAGCCAGAGCAUUAGCUGACAUCAAAUCGAGAUCAUACUCUACAGUUGCUUCAGCUUCCAAGUCAAGACGACAUCGUCAAGUUAAGCUAGAGUCUUCUGAAUCGGGAUCAGAUCAUGGGAAAAAGACAUCACCUAGAGCUAAAAAAGUUGGACAGAAGUUACAACCAAGAAGGAAAAAUGAAACUCUGAAAACUAGAGCCAUGUUGCAGCCUACAGGGGAGCAAAGUAUCAUGAGUCUGAGCAUGCCUACGAUAGCAGAGGAUGAUGCUGAAGAAGAAGAAGAAGAAGAAAUUGACCAGUACUCUGAUGAGGUGGCAGCUGCUGGAUCUGAGUUCUGGUUUCCUAGACCUUUGACUGCCUUUGAAUCCUUAACCUUGGACCAGACACCUUGACCAACCCUCUGACCUCGGACUGGACAGAUUUUAUACCCACUAAGAUGAAGAGGACUUGUUAAGAUUCCAUCCAGAUGGAAAACAUCAUGUGUGAAUUGGCUUAGUGUGAAUGAAAUGGGAUUUCAGCUGGAGAGCAGGUGGCUUAGGACAACACUGUAAACUGCAUUCCUUUAAAAAACUCACCAAGGCAUAUCAGUUAAGAGUUUAUAUUUGAGGAAAUAAUAUUGUAUAUUUGAUGCAACAUAGUUUUGAAUGUUGCAGAGAGAAUUUCAUCAUUCUGUGCCAACAUAAAUACGUACACAUAGAAAUGGCUUUGUAAUGUUUACUGUAUGUAAAAUUGGAACAACUUAUUCAUAUUCAAUAUUUGGUUAAAAACAUCUUGUUUUAAAAAAUAUUUUAACCAUGUUAAUCAAAGGGAAGAAUGCUUUUACUGCUCCUGAUGCUUGUAUAAGUGAUUAUGUAAAAUAGGUAUGUUAAUUAAAUUAUUUUUAUGUAAUUUUCGUUGUGCCCAAGUCAUUUUUGCUUCCAUAGCUAUAUAGAAUCAUAGAGACCACAAGGGCUUAUCCAGUCCAGCCCCCUUCUGCCAUGCAGGAAUACACAGUCAAAGUAUUCCCAACGUGUUCAGCCUGUUGUCCACCAAGUCUCCUAGAAUACUUCUGCAUGUACUGCCAUCAAGCCAGGUGUCCCCCAUUCUAUAUCUGUUCAUUUCAUUUUUACUGCCGAACUAUGAUAUCCUCAUGUCUCCCUGUUAACAUUCAUUUUGUUAGUUUUGGCCCA